AUGGAGGAGCUUGAUGGAAGACUGCGGGACGCGUCUGGCCACAGCAAUCUUGAAGAAGCUGCGAAGAGGAUCAAUUCCACUCUGAAUGAGAUGGCUAGUCUGCUAGGAUUGGAUGGAGCCGUCCGAAUGUAUGGCUCCUUCUGCAGCGGGAUCAAGACGGGAUGUUCGGAUUUGGAUUUAACUUUCCUGGGUGAUGUGGAGGGCGAAACGGCCAUCUCAAUUCUCCAGAAGUUCGAGAAAAUUGCAGACGACUUCGGCUUCCACAACAUCACGAAGAUUCACCAGGCGAACCUGCCACUCCUCAAGCUCACCGACAGAGAAGAGAACCUGGAGGUUGAUCUCUGCGUCAACAACGAGCUGGGGAUUCGGAAUUCCCUGCUUUUGGACGCGUACUGCAGAUACGACGUCCGUGUCCUCCAAUUGGGCUGCUUAGUCAAAGACUGGGCGAAAGGGCACGACAUCGUCGGCACGGCAGACGGAUUCCUCAACAGUUACGCUUUCAUGCUUCUGGUCGUCUUCUUCCUUCAGACUACAGAGCCACCUGUGGUGCCCAAUCUACAGUCCCUGGAGUGCGACCCAGUGCCCGUCUUGGACCGAAAGUGGGGCGACGAAUUCGUAUGGGAGACGAAAUUCUUCUCCAAUGUACACCAGCUACCCAAGUCGCAGAACACGAUGUCCAUCGGUGAACUGCUGCUUGGAUUCUUCCAGUUCUACACACAGAAGUUUGACUCAGACCAGCAUGCUGUUUCAAUUCGGCUGCAGAAGCCUGGACAGAACAUCGACAAGUACUCGUUGAUGCAGGAGGCUACCAAGGAGAAGUGGUACCUGGAGGAUCCCUUCGAUCUCAAGCACAACCUAGCAGGCGCUUGCAGCCGGGCGGGCAGACGGCGGAUUGGUGAAGUGAUGCAAGCAACGUUGCAGUGGCUGAUAUCCGCCGGACGAUGGACAGAGUCUUUUCCCGAACCAAGCACCGAUUUCUUUCUGAAGUGCCGUGUGUCUCAGGAGCUCACCCCCGAUGCUCUCCUUGAAGAAUUCGGCGACUGCGACCUUGUGAAGCUGCAUUUUCCGAAGUUGGAUGGUUUAACCCGCACCGCUCAGGCAUUUCUGCAGUUUCGAGAUGCUUCCGCACGGCGUCGGGCACAUGCGAAGAACGAGAAGUACCUCCUCGACUGCCAGCUUCAGCUCUUCUCCAGUACGCGGCACGGCUUCUCCGAGGCGGCUGCGCGCCGGGACUUCGUGAGCUUCGAUGCG
This is a messenger RNA of Symbiodinium sp. CCMP2592, 1251 nucleotides long. Lineage: Eukaryota; Dinophyceae; Suessiales; Symbiodiniaceae. The record is from the annotation of a GenBank genome assembly.